GCAGGCAAUCUGAUUAAAACAGGCGAAGAGAUCAAAUGAACAUUUCUCUGAAGCAGAUGUACAAAUGGCCCGUGAGCACAGGGAGUUACUCAGCGUCACUAGUCAUCAAGGAAGGGAGAUUCAAGGACAAUGAGAGACCAUUUCACAACUCUUGAGGGUGGCUUUCAUCAGCAAAACCUGCAGUGUGGACAAGGAUGUGGAGAAAUCAGAACCCAUAUUAUUAUCCGUAGGAAUGUAAGAUGGUAGCUGCAGUGAAAACGGCAUGGCAGCCCCUCCAGGAAAAUGAGACGUGAAGUUGCCGUAUGACCCAGCAGUCCCCACUCUGUGUGUUUGUCCUAAAGAAGUCAACUGAGGCUCAAAUGUCCACCUAUGGCCACGGCAGCAUAUUCACAAUAGCCAGAAGGUGGACGCAAAUCAAAUGCCCACCGGCAGGUGAAUGGGUAACCAAAGCAUGGUCGCUACACACAGUGGAAUAGUACUCAGCCUUCAAAAAGGGUAUUCGGACAUGCUACAACAUGGGUGACACUGGAAGAAAAUUUGCUGAGCAAAACAAGCCAGUCACAAAACACUAUGAAUUCAUAGAGACAGACAGCAGGAGGCAGGGGGCUUCUUUUCCCUGCCAGAGUCCUGGGCCAGAGGAGAGGCUUCUCCAAGGAACUGGCUUGUGCUUCGCUAUCAGGAAGUUUCAAGUUUCAAUAACCGUUUCUUGGCCGUCACACUGAUUGGAGCUGAAGGCCUCCACUCGAGUUCUGUUCAGCCGUGGAAAUGUGUUGCUGGAUUGGCCGACGCCUUCUCUGGCAGAGUCUUCCGUUCUCUAUUCCACACCCACGUGGGAGGCGCUUGGGUGGCAGGUGGAGAUGGGGGAAGAUGGAGACCCUGAAAGACAAGACCGUGGCGGAGCUGGAGGAGAUGCAGAAUGACCCGGAGACCAUUGACCGCCUGGCCCAGGAGGCCCCUGAGGUCCAGGACCUGCAGCUGGAGCGCGAGAUGGCACUGGCCACCAACCGCAGCCUGGCCGAGCAGAACCUGGAGUUCCAGGGCCCCCUGGAGAUCAGCCGCUCGAAUCUCUCAGAUAAAUACCAGGAGCUCCGGAAGCUCGUGGAACGGUGCCAGGAGCAGAAGGCCAAGCUGGAGAAAUUUUCUUCAGCAAUGCAGCCAGGGACUUUGUUGGACCUUCUGCAAAUCGAAGGCAUGAAGAUCGAAGAAGAGUCAGAGGCCAUGGCUGAGAAGUUCCUGGAGGGCGAGGUGCCCUUGGAGACAUUCCUGGAGACCUUUUCCUCCAUGAGGAUGCUGUCCCACCUGCGCCGCGUCCGCGUGGAGAAGCUCCAGGAGGUGAUGCGGAGACCCAGAGUGUCCCAGGACACGCCCGCGGGCCCCACGGCGCAUGGCCCGCUCCCGCCCGCCCCCUUCCCGGUGUUGCCCCAGCCCUACCCCGCCUACGGCCCCCAUUACCCGUCGGCCCAGCCGGCACCCAGGGCCGCCGGGGGCUACUCCUGGUCCCCACAGCGGAGCUUGCCACCCCUGCCGGGCUAUCCCGGGGCCCCCACUGGUGCUUCUGGCCCUGGGUACCCCACGGCGGGGGGCCGUGCCCCCAGUGCUGGCUAUCCUCAACAGCCCUCCUACCCCUCAACAGGCGGCAAGCCCCCCUACCCCACGCAGGCGCAGUACCCCGGCCAGCCCCAGCCCCCGGGACCCCCGCGGCCGCCCUACCCCACCGGCCCCGCCCCCCCCUACGGGUUCCCCCCCCCUCAGGGGCCUGUCUGGCCUGGGUAUUAGAGGCCCGCCUGGCCCUUCCCUUCCUCCCCCGCCCCUCACUGAGAUUCGAGGCUAAAUUGGGAGUGGCGCUGGCUCUCAUGGGUGUGUGGGGACACGCGGGGACAGCGGGCACCCCUCUUGGGCUGCCCGGGGCAGGGGCGCCCCCUCCCAGGGCGUUCGCACCUUUCUGAGUGAGGGAGUGAGUGUGAGCAGGCGUCUGCUCAUCCACAUGCGCCCUGCCCUCACGGGUGCGGAGCCGCUAAGGGUCACCUCAGCGAUGAGGGUCCCUGCAUCUGGCCUUGGCUCACCCGCCCGCCCUGGCGUCAGCCUCUCCCUGUGGUGCCCUGGCCGAGGGCCGCUGCUCUGUGGGGCCCCUGAGGAUGCCGGCACCACCCGCGCCCAGGGCUGGGGUGGGGAGAGCGGCUCAGCGGAAGCCCAAGGACUGUCACGUGACUUAAAGCCAUAACGGACCUGACAGGCUGAUGUCAGAUGAGCGGGUGCCGGGUGCUGCGCGUGGAGGAGACGGGGCUGUGAGGGUGGGCCCCCGACCUGAGUUGCCCUGGGGGCCCCUUGUGCCCUCUGGCAGGGAGUGAGUAGCUCCGGCCCAGGAAACUGGCCGCCUCGGCCCGUGUAGGAGCGGAGGGCCGCUGCCUCCCAAGUCCUGGCCCUCGGGGGCGCCCACUUCUGGCCGACUUCUGUCACUCCUCUAGUGCCUUGGAUCUCACAGCAGCCCUGCCCUCAUCCCCUUCCUCUGACCCCCAUGACUCGGGACCCCACCCCGCUCCUCCUAAGGUGAUGUCAGCAGAGGCCCUAACCGUCGCUCCCCGUGGUGCUUUCUAGAACACCACUGCUGCGCCGGCCUGCUGUCAGCCCCUCUCGUCUUCAGGAUGUCUAGGGCAGGGACUGUGGCCCGUGCCACUUGCCGCCUCCAGCACGGCGGGGCUUCUGAGCGCGCUCAGCAGCAGCGCUGACUGCGAGGCCAAAGCGGGUGCAAAGAAUGAAGCGUUAGCAGGAGCCGGGUCUCGGGGCACACUCUGGAGCUGCUGUGGGUCAGGGUGUCUGUCACAUGUGCCUUGAAGCGCCCGCUCCUUGGGGACUUGGCGUGCAGCGGGUCGGGGAGCCUGGGCCAACGAGGAAACCUGAGCUGGCGCCCGCCCCGGGGGGCCUGCGGCAGCGAGAGUGCAGCCUGUGGUGCUCGGCCUCACUGGCGGCUCCUUCCCGACGGCUCCUGUGUCAUGAAGGGCCGUCUCCGAUGGCCUCCACCGGCUCGAGCACUUCUGAGACACGAGCGAUCGCCGUGUUUGUGUAAUUAAUUGCCAUAAUAAACGUCGAUGAGUCCA
Condylura cristata (star-nosed mole) is the source of this 3095-nucleotide messenger RNA. It is a transcript of the gene VPS37C, whose product is annotated as vacuolar protein sorting 37 homolog C (S. cerevisiae). NCBI's taxonomy places the organism in Eukaryota, Metazoa, Chordata, Mammalia, Eulipotyphla, Talpidae. Gene Ontology annotation, cellular component: ESCRT I complex. Gene Ontology annotation, biological process: protein targeting to membrane; protein targeting to vacuole; ubiquitin-dependent protein catabolic process via the multivesicular body sorting pathway. The record is from RefSeq and is a predicted model, not a curated record. The transcript is spliced from 6 exons. Bases 766 to 1776 code for a protein of 336 amino acids.